Monomorium pharaonis (pharaoh ant) is the source of this 1672-nucleotide messenger RNA. It is a transcript of the gene aay, whose product is annotated as phosphoserine phosphatase. Bases 668 to 1339 code for a protein of 223 amino acids. Gene Ontology annotation, cellular component: cytoplasm. The transcript has 6 exons. Lineage: Eukaryota; Metazoa; Arthropoda; Insecta; Hymenoptera; Formicidae. The record is from RefSeq and is a predicted model, not a curated record. Gene Ontology annotation, biological process: dephosphorylation; L-serine biosynthetic process. Gene Ontology annotation, molecular function: L-phosphoserine phosphatase activity; magnesium ion binding.
AAAUGUUCAAAUGUUUUUUUUUAUCGAUUAAGUAAAUCGCCUUCGGAUCGACCGGAUAAACUUAAAACGAAAGGGUGACCGAGUCGGGAGUGUCGGGACCUUUCAAAGUCAUUUCCAAUUUGUCUUUUUACGUUUGCGUGAAGAAUUUACAGAUGAAGGUUUCCGCCUUUCCAUUCAUCUAAUAUUUGUUACUCUACUUUAUCGGGUCUCUCGUACGCCUUGUUGCAUUUCACCGGAUGUGAAACGGAAAUCCGUACUCGCGUGGUAAAACAUGUUUUGUCGCCUGUGUGCACGCGCUCGUUCGCGUACCCGCGUAAUCGCGCGUGAUAUCACGUUUCUCGUUGGAUGACGCAAGAGACGAAGAGACGAUAAUCGUUCAUUGCUACUCAAUUGGGGCCGUCGUCCGUCGAGAAAAACAUGGCAAUUAACGUACACGCAAUUGUCAGUCGUCGGUAAAAUAAGACUGUUGUGAUAUGAUAUGAUAUAUGACGUCACGUGAAGAAUGUGUGUAUAUGUAUGUGAUUCCGUAUGUGUCAUGUAGUCAUGCAGGACGAGGCAUAUUCUAGACGUUCUAGCGGAAAUGUCGCAUCCACUAUGAAAGUGGCAAUCUUAAAAUCUUUCUUUUUUCUCCCAAAUUGCAGGUCGAUUAUUGUGAAAGUACUAAAAAAUGACGAAUACGAAUAAAAUAAGGGACAUAUGGAGAACCGCGGAUGCCGUGACAUUCGACGUAGAUUCCACCGUUAUUACGGAGGAAGCUAUCGACGAACUCGCCAAUUUCUGUGGAAAAGGCAAACAGAUCACCGAAUUAACAAAACAGGCCAUGCAAGGCGACAUGACAUUUCAACAAUCCUUAUCUAUAAGACUGGGAAUCAUAAAUCCAAGUUUAGUACAAGUGAGAGAGUUCCUAAAUAUGCAUCAACCAAGACUGACCACUGGUAUCAAGGAGUUGGUGUCCACCUUACAAGCUCAUGGGAAGCAAGUGUUUCUUGUCUCUGGUGGUUUUCGCUGCCUUAUCACACCAGUUGCUGCGCAACUUAACAUUCCACCCGAAAAUAUUUAUGCCAAUAGAUUAAAAUUUUACUUUACAGGAGAAUAUGCUGGAUUCGACGAUACUCAGCCGACUUCUAGAAGCGGUGGCAAAGGGGAAGUUAUACGACGUCUUAAGCAAGAAAAAGGAUUCAAGAUUGUUGUACAUGUUGGUGACGGCUCAACAGAUUUAGAAGCAUCACCGCCAGCAGACGCGUUUAUAGGAUUUGGUGGAAAUGUUAUUAGGGAAAAUGUGAAAUCACGUGUGGAAUGGUUUGUUACAAACUUUGAUGAUCUCACAAAAUGUUUGUAGAUAUACAAUGUUUCUAUGAAGAUAUGUUGUUUUGAUUUUAAGCAUAUAAAGAAUUACAUUUUUAAAAAGGAUAGUUACGAUUAAUGAAUCAAAUCAAAAUAAAAUUACAAUAAUUGUUGCCGGAAUACUUUUAAAAAUUGUAGACAAUGUUCAUAAAUAACAUAUUUUAUUCUAUACAGUGCAUGAAAUAUACAGUUAUCUUUUUGAUGCACCGAUUCCUAAAAUCGUGCGCCAUCUAUCUGUGUAUAACAUUUCAUCAAUCAAUAUUAGUGAAACUGUCAUAACUCUAUAUUUGUUAUAACCCUGUACAUAAUUAUAUUAUUAUAAAGUACA